Molecule: messenger RNA, 2297 nt
Organism: Struthio camelus australis
Lineage: Eukaryota; Metazoa; Chordata; Aves; Struthioniformes; Struthionidae
Gene: OMP
Product: olfactory marker protein
Biological process (GO): signal transduction; sensory perception of smell
Cellular component (GO): neuronal cell body; cytosol; axon
Source: RefSeq, a predicted model, not a curated record
UACAGCCUCAUGAAGCCACCCAGCACAUUGCAAAGAGCAGUGUGUGCACCUCUAUCCAAUCUGCUGUCUGGAGAACACACCAGCAAUGCCCCAGUGCACUGGAGAUAGCCAUGUCCAGCAAUUGCAAGGGAAUGAGCAUUUCCAGAUAGGCACAAUGGUCUUGCUGGUGCUCACUUAGGCACAGAGCAUCCAUGCGGCACCAUUGAAAAGGCUGUUUGCAUCUUGGAUCUGCCUGUCCACCUGGCCCAAAGAAACAAGAGUUAAGGCCCUGACAGUGUCUGGACCCCACUUCCCAGGAGCGCUAAGGUGAAGUCCAUGCAUGAACACCCUCUCAGACUUUGAGCAAGUCUGGGGCAAGUCAAGGGCAGGCAGAUUCACAGUGAGGCACGAGCAUCCACUGUGGCUUCCUGCUACUGUAGUGGCAGUGUGGGGCAUGAGUCCUACCAAAAGCACCAUCCGGAAAAGGACUAAGGAGCCCUGAUGGACAAGUUGACCAUGAGUCAAAUAUGUGCCCUUGCAGAGAUGAAGACCAGCCAUGCACAUGGCCAAAUUAGCAAAAAUGCAUCCAGUGGGACAAGGGAAAUGAUCCUCCCCCUCUAUCAGGCAUGUGAGUCCCUAUCUGGGCACCGUAUCCAGUUUUGGAAUCCCCAGUAAAAGCCAGUGACAGACUAGAGUGAGUCCAGUGAAGGCCACCAAGAUGGUGAGGGUACAUGCAAGGUAGAGGCUGAGAGCUGGGCUUGUGCAGCUAGGAGAAGGGAAGGUGAAAGGGGAUCUCAUUGCUGUCUGCAACUCCCUAAUAAGAGGGGUUCAGAAAGGAGAGAGCUAGACUCUUGGAGUGAGGAAGAAAGUCAACAACACAAGCUGCAACAUGGGAACUUCUGGAUAGAUAUGAAGAAAAAAAGAAAAAUCAUCAGCAUGAGGGUGGUCAGACACUGGAACAUGGGCCCAGAGAGGCUGUGGGAUCUCCAUCCAUAGAGAUAUUCAAAGCUCGACUGCAUAAAGCUCUGAGCAACCUGAGCUAGCCUUGAAUUUAGUCCUACUCUGAGCAGAGGGUUGGACCAGACUCCUGCCGGGACUCCUUCCACCCUGUUGAUUGUUCUGUGAGUCUACAUCUAGAGAAAGCCACUGCAACUGAGCCCUGUAAGAUGGUGGCCAGGCUGCUAGCACCUUCAUUUCAGCAUGACGAACCAUGCUCCAGCUUGCCUGGGAGCGGUUGUCAAGGAGGUUGCCAGGGAGGCUGACAUCAGACGUCCCUUCCCUAUAGAUUAUUGUGCACAGCAGCACAAUCGGUUCCUAAUCUGCAAACGAGAUGGGAGGGCACCCAGAGGAAGCCCCGGAGGGUGCUUUGCGUCAGUGGCCUGGGUUGCCUAGCACUGCUGGGACCGUGGAGAGGGGGUACCAGCUCUGGGGGCUUGGUGGUUUUUUACCUCAGGUGGCUUAUCUGAGAACCAAACACUGCUGAGAACUCAGCAGAGGAGAAGCUGAGGUGAUGGCAGCCGAGGCAGGAGAGCUCAAGGUGCCCUUCACCCGAGAUGACCAGCUUACCCGGUGCAUGCGGCUGAGAGCCCAGAGCCUCCAGCAGAAAAAUCAGAAGCCCCAGGAUGGGGAGAAGCUGCUGCGUCCCAACGAGCACAUCUAUCGAGUGGAUUUCAUCCGGCAGCACAACUUGCGCUUCCUCCGCUGGGAGAUCCAGCUGGAGAGAUCUGGGAAGGUCACAGUGGCUGGUACUUCCCAGCAUUGGACUCCGGAUCUCACCCACCUUAUGAACCGGCAAUUGCUGGAGCCAGCAGGCAUCUUCUGGAAGAAGCCAGGGGCCAAGGAGGUGGAGUGCAAUGAGGCAGAUGCCCAGGAAUUUGGGGAGCGGCUAGUGGAGUUAGCCAAGAUCCGCAAGGUGAUGUAUUUCCUCCUCUCUUUCGACGGCCUUGAACCAGCUCAGCUGAAGGGCUCUGUCGUGUUUAAAGUCUGAUCCCCUCUUGCUCAACUCCUUGUACUCCAGCUAUGUUUUUGUCUUCAUUUUUCUUUCUCUUAGUUCAGUUCUUGGUCAUUUUUUAAGUAGUUCUUCGUCAAGGGAUAGCAUUGCAAAACAGCGGAGAACAGCCUCAUGCCACUUCUGCAGAGGCCUUCCCCACCUCCCCCACUUUGAAACUUUCCCCUAACAUGCUGUCCUCUAUCUGAAUGACGGGGAAGAGGGAGAACGGGCCAUGAGGGCUUGUUGCUGUAAGUGCCUAGAGCAUAGAACUGCAUGUUUUCCAGCAGGGAAAUAGCAGGUCUGACUGCAGGAUCUUGCUGGCUUGGAA